UUUGCUAAACAUUAAACCUCAUAAUUCCGAAAAGUUACAUAUUCCUAACAGAGACAGUGUGGUUCAGAAGAGACGGAUAGUAUCAAAUGUCUGGAAUACCACCGGAUUCAUGGCAACCACCCACCGUGUCGCUGGAGACCACGAUGGGGACGAUUGUACUAGAACUGUAUUGGAAGCACGCGCCGAAAACCUGUAAGAACUUCGCCGAGCUGGCGAGAAGAGGUUACUAUAACAACACCAAGUUCCACCGCAUCAUCAAAGACUUCAUGGUACAGGGCGGAGACCCCACUGGAACGGGCCGUGGCGGUGCGUCGAUAUACGGUAAACAGUUUGAGGAUGAGCUUCACCCUGAGCUGAAGUUUACAGGUGCAGGUAUCCUGGCCAUGGCUAACGCAGGCCCAGACACCAAUGGCAGUCAGUUUUUCCUGACGCUGGCCCCCACACAGUGGCUGGAUGGGAAACACAGUAUAUUCGGCCGGGUUUGCCAAGGCAUCGGCGUACUGAACCGGAUCGGGAUGGUGGAGACCAACAGCCAGGACCGACCCGUAGAAGAUAUCAAAAUCCUCAGGACGAGCCUUCCCAACUGAGCCCAGAAACGGGUCAACCCUUGUCUCCUCCUUUUUAUUUUUGUACAGCCGUUUGUA
Chanos chanos (milkfish) is the source of this 644-nucleotide messenger RNA. RefSeq names its product peptidylprolyl isomerase (cyclophilin)-like 1 (gene ppil1). Gene Ontology annotation, cellular component: catalytic step 2 spliceosome. The record is from RefSeq and is a predicted model, not a curated record. NCBI's taxonomy places the organism in Eukaryota, Metazoa, Chordata, Actinopteri, Gonorynchiformes, Chanidae. Gene Ontology annotation, biological process: protein folding; protein peptidyl-prolyl isomerization. The coding region runs from base 87 to 587 and encodes 166 amino acids. Gene Ontology annotation, molecular function: peptidyl-prolyl cis-trans isomerase activity. The transcript is spliced from 4 exons.